UCAUGACUACUGAUGAAGCAUCCACCACUAGUGCAAUAGAAACAUCUUCAACAUCAGAGACUUCCACAAUCAUGACUCCUGAUGAAACAUCAACCACUAGUGCACCAGAAACAUCUACACCAACAGAGAGAUCCACAAUCACAACAGCUCCUGCUGAAACAUCCACCACUAGUGUAGCAGAAAUAUCUUCACUAACAGAGACUUUUAAAAUCACAACAACUGCGGCUGAAACCUCCACCACUAAUGCAGGCGAAAGAUAUUCAACAACAGAAACUUCCACAAUGACAACAACUCCUGCUGAAACACCCACAAUUAGUGCAACAGAAACAUCUACAACAACAGACACUUCCACUAUAACGAUUCCUACUGAAACAUCCACCACUAGUGCAGAAAAAACACCUGCAACAACAGAGACUUCCACAAUAAUGACUCCUGCUGAAACAUCCACCAUUAGUUUAGUAGAAAUAUCUUCAACAACAGAGACUUCCACAAUCACAACAAUUCCUGCUGAAACAUCCACUAUCAGUGUACCAGAAACAUCUACUACAAAAGAGACUUCCACAAUCACAACAACUACAGCUAAAAUAUCCAUCAUAAGUGAAGCAGAAACAUCUAUACCAACAGAGAGAUCAACAAUCACAACAACUCCUUCUGAAACAUCCACCACUAAUGUAGUAGGAUCAUUUUCAACAACAGUGACUUCCACAGUCAUGACAAGUCCAGCUGAAACAUCCACUAUCAGUGUAGCAGAAACAUCUUCAACAAAGGAGACUUUCACUUUCACGACUCCUGCUGAAACAUCCACCACUAGUGUAGCAGAAAUAUCUUCACCAACAGAGACUUUUAAAAUCACAACAACUGCGGCUGAAACAUCCACCACUAAUGCAGCCGAAAGAUAUUCAACAACAGAAACUUCCACAAUGACAACAACUCCUGCUGAAACACCCACAAUUAGUGCAACAGAAACAUCUACAACAACAGACACUUCCACUAUAACGACUCCUACUGAAAAAUCCACCACUAGUGCAGAAAAAACAGCUGCAACAACAGAGACUUCCACAAUAAUGACUCCUGCUGAAACAUCCACCAUUAGUUUAGUAGAAAUAUCUUCAACAACAGAGACUUCCACACUCACAACAACUUCUCCUGAAACAUCCACCACCAGUACUGCAGAAACAUAUACAACGAGGGAGACUUCCACAAAAAUAACAACUCCUGCUGAAACACCCACCAUUAGUGCAACAGAAACAUCUACAACAACAGACACUUCCACUGUAAUGACUCCUACUGAAACAUCCUCAACUAGUGCAGAAAAAACAUCUACAAUAACAGAGUCUUCCACAAUCACAACUCCUGCUGAAACAUCCACUAUUAGUUUAGCAGAAACAUCUACAACAACAGAGACUUCCACAAUCACAACAAUUUCCAGUGAAACAUCCACUAUCAGUGCUGCAGAAAUAUCUACAACAACAGAGACUUCCACAAUCACAACUGCUUCUGAAACAUCCACUACUAGUGUAGCAGAAACAUCUACAACAAUGGAGCCUGUAUAUGAAGUGAAAAUAAAGCUGGAGUUCCGCUCUAAAGAUUCAUUCAUAGAAGACCUCAAUGAUAGACAGUCUCCUGCUUUCAAAAACAGGGCUACGCUCGUUCAGGAUAUUCUUACACUUCUUUUCAAGAAGUUUGAUUCCUUCCUUAGGGUCACUGUACUACUAUUCAGAAAGGGAUCGGUCAUUACCACAUCAGAACUCGCUUUCAACUCUACACAGAAUGUCCCAUCAGAACUCCAAAUUGCAGAAAAAUUACUGAGUGACAAUAAAACUUUCUAUGCCCUGAACAUAGCUUCUUUCUCAGUUAAUAAUACAGAAUAUCUAUCAACAACCACAACUCCUGCGGCAACAUCUACAACAAAAACAGAGCCGUCCACAAUCAUAACAACUGCAACUGAAACAUCCACUACUAGUGCAGCAGAAAUAUUUACAACAGAGAUUUCCACAGUCAUAACAACUCCAGCUGAAACAUCCACUACUAGUGCAGCAGAAAUAUCUACAGAAACAGAGACUUCCUCAAUUACAACAACUGUGACUGAAACAUCCUCAACUAGUACAGCAGAAACAUCUACAACAGAGACUUCCACAAUCAUAACAACUCCACCUGAAACAUCCACCACUAGUGCUACAGCAACAUCUUCAACAACAGAGACUUCCACAAUCACAACAAUUCCUGCUGAAAUAUCCACAAUCAGUGUAGCAGAAACAUCUACAACAAUGGAGACUUCCACAACAACGACUCCUGCUGAAACAUCCACUACUGGUGCAGCAGAAAAAUCUACUACACAGAUAUCCACCAUCACAACAAUUCCUGCCGAAACAUCCACCACUAGUGAUGUAGAAACGUCUUCAAUAAUGGAGACUCCCACAUUCACGACUACUGCUGAAACAUCCACCACUAGUGCACCAGAAACAUCUACUACAAAAGAGACUUCCACAAUCACAACAAAUCCAGCUGAAAUAUCCACUAUCAGUGAAACACCCACAAUUAGUGCAACACAAACACCUACAACAACAGACACUUCCACUAUAACGACUCCUACUGAAACAUCCACCACUAGUGCAGAAAAAACAUCUACAACAACAGAGACUUCCACAAUCAAAAUAAUUUCUGCUGAAACAUCCACCACUAGUGCAGCAGAAACAUCUUCAACAACAGAGAAGUCCACAAUCACAAGAAUUCCUGCUGAAAUAUCCACUAUCAGUGUAGCAGAAAACAUACAACAAUGGAGACUUUCACAAUCAUGA
Molecule: messenger RNA, 2798 nt
Organism: Cyprinus carpio (common carp)
Lineage: Eukaryota; Metazoa; Chordata; Actinopteri; Cypriniformes; Cyprinidae
Product: mucin-5AC-like
Exons: 4
Coding region: 3-2798 (931 amino acids)
Source: RefSeq, a predicted model, not a curated record